This is a messenger RNA of Actinia tenebrosa (Australian red waratah sea anemone), 5613 nucleotides long. RefSeq names its product rapamycin-insensitive companion of mTOR. The record is from RefSeq and is a predicted model, not a curated record. Gene Ontology annotation, biological process: positive regulation of phosphatidylinositol 3-kinase/protein kinase B signal transduction; TORC2 signaling. Gene Ontology annotation, cellular component: TORC2 complex. NCBI's taxonomy places the organism in Eukaryota, Metazoa, Cnidaria, Anthozoa, Actiniaria, Actiniidae. Gene Ontology annotation, molecular function: protein serine/threonine kinase activator activity.
CAAAAACAACAACGGGUUCCAAAUUUUCCAUCUUAUAAACCAAUAUGUACGGAAUACAGCGGAAUUUUAGCAUCUCUGGUAAUCGGUAUGAUUUUUUCGACGAGCCGAACCCGCUGGAUCUGUCGAAAGACCCAGCCGAGAAUAUGCAUGAAGUACUGCAACAGAUAACGAGUAAAGAAGAUAUGUCCACUACCAAGAGAAUGGGAUGUGUCAAUAACUUUACUAAGCUGAUUCAACAUGUUGAUGAAAAAGCCAAUCUUGGAUUUUCCUACGAAGACAUUAUCGUUUGCUUAAAAGUACCAUUGACAAUGAGUGCUAAAGAAGUAAGGGCUGCUGGUCUGAGGGCACUGCGUCAUUUAUUUACUGAUGAAUCAAAAUUCUUAACCAUGUUGAAACUCAGAAUAGAUCUGUUUGUCGUAAGGUCUAUGGACAAUAACCAAGCCUAUGAAGUAGAACGUGUCCAAGCACUCCGGUUCAUUCGCAAGGUUGUAGCGAUAUGUCCAAGGUCCUGUCCUAUGUCACUGGCAGCAACCCUGGUAUCUACAGGUUCAGACGACACAGAAGAAGCUGAUAGGCUUAAAAGAGCUUGUUUGGCUACUUUAUGUGAAUUAGCUCUGAAGAACACACCAUUAGUAUCAUUUGCUGGUGGUAUUCAAGCUAUUGCAAGGAAUGUUCUGGAUUGUCAGAUGCCGAGGUUGAACGAGUCGUUAGUGGUUACCCUGUUGUAUUUAGUGAAUAAUGCAAAAACAAGACCCUUUGUGCCAAUAAAUGUUGGGCUUGAGGCAAUCUUGGCUCCAUUUACAGAUCUUCAUUACAGACACAGCGCAGACACCCCAGAAUCACAAUUAAAGGAAGACAAAGAUGGCCGUCUGUUGGCCAGUAAGAUGGCUCUGAUUACUGUUUUCAGAACUUGGUCAGGGAUCAUCAGCUUCUGUAAACCUGAUGGUAAAGGUUUGCAGUCCAUGUUGGGCGUAUUUUGUCUUCAAAAUUCCGAUGUUAGGAAAGGAAUCAUGGAUAUUAUAUCACAGAUCUUUAGGAUCAAAGAACCAGAAUGGACGGAUGACUUUAAUGUCGCUUUGUUAAGUGUUGACCCAUCACAAAUGAAGGAAUCUUGGAAACUUUCUGAGGGGUUCGUUGCACAGGAAGGGCUAGAACUGCUUCCAAGGGCUACAAGAGCAACAGCAAGGACAAACCUUGUGAACAACUACACAGCUCUUGUAUUAUCAGCCUUCAUGAAUGCUGGACUGUUUGAGAGCCUUGUAGAGGUGAUAACAUCAUCAGACUGCUUCAUCUCAGUCAGAGCAACAAUAUUGCUUGGAGAACUGUUGCAUUUGGCCAAUACUUUACUUCCCCCAGAAUGCAGUAGUCACUCUCAUUGUUUACCAACCCUUGUUAACACAGCCACAUCAUUUGAAGUCUCUGCUGCAGAGAGAGGCCGUGCAAGUGCUGCCGUCAAUUGUUUAGAUCGCCUGCAUCAAAUGAAGAAAAGAGGACCAGUACCCUGUAGUUUGUACCUUGACCAAAUUGUUAUGCAGACUCGUGCCCUAGAACCCAAGAUAAAACUAGACAAGUUACAAAAAGAUAGGUUAUUACAGUGUAUCAACAAGCAAGAUUUAGAGGAACCAUAUCUUGUGGCAAUCAGAGAUUCUCAGGUGACAAUGGAGAAGGACUUUAGGAACUGGGACUGGGAUCUGAUAGAAGCAUCACUGCAGUCUCCUUUCAUGUCACUGAAGAGAUUAGAAGAAAUUUCCAAUCAGAAGUUCAUACGAAGUCUUCUAAACUUCUUCAAGCCUACAUGUCAGCAAUUUUGUACGGUCAAGUUAUCAGACCCUCAAUCCAAAGCCUUCUCUCGUGUUGGGCUUCUACUGAUUGACUUUCUGCUGGACCCAGAUGAUGUCAUGCUUGUUGGGUCUAAUAUACUCCAGGAACUGGUGCAGGAAAUUGCAGAGUGUCUACAACAGGUUUUAUCUCCUAACGUGUCUAAUGGUGUUCUCAGUGACAACAACCUUCAUACUUAUUUGAGCAGAGAUUAUUUCUUGUUUCUUGGUAAACUGUCAAGCUCAAAGGUGGGCUCUAAGCUGCUGGAGAAGACAGGAAUCUUUCAAUAUCUCCUUGACAUUUCCUCCUCAUCACACGAGAAUCUUCUCAAGCUAAUCGUAUCAAGCCUGGAUUACAGAGAGAGUGGAAUCUCCAGGAUCAUUCUAUCUAAGAUACUAACUGCUUCAAAUUUUCACUCAAGGUUAUAUGCUACCAGCCAUAUGCGAGUCUUAUUAAGGUCUAAAAUUGCUUUCUUCAAUAACUGGGGUAUGGAAUUCCUUGUCACUCAACUGUAUGACACAGAUCCUCGUGUAGCGAGUGAGGCUGCCGAUGUGCUGGAUGAAGCUUGUGAAGACGAGGCUAAUCUCCAGUAUCUUGUGCAACUUCGUCCUGUUCUCUUACAUUUGGGAGAUAGAGGUAUUCGCCUCCUCACAAGAUUUGUGUCAGUAGAGCGAGGCUUUAGUUAUCUAACAUCUUUGGGUUAUCUUGAAACUUUGCUGGAUAGAUGGCGACAGGUUUGUAAAAUAAAAACUUGGUUGAAAUUGUUCUAUCAGUGUCUCAAACUGUUGUCAUCGCCGCUGCCACCUCCACAGUCAUCGAUGAUGAAUGAUAUCGAGGAGUGCGUUGGGAUUAUCAGGGACUUGGAACCUGAUUCCCGAGAGAACAUCAUUCAGAUCAAGGCGGCUUUGUGGGCUCUGGGACACUGUGGAUCUUCAAACUGGGGAAUCACGUUACUCGUAGAAGAAGACGUUAUUCCAGACAUAGUGCGCAUGGCAGAAGAAUGCGACGAUUUUGCUAUCAGAGGAACAUGUUACUAUGUCCUUGGUCUGGCCGCCAAGACCCGACAAGGUGCCGAGAUCCUGACUGAUCAAGAAUGGGUCAGCAUUCGACACAUGGGGAAUGAAGAAUGGCCUGUAGUGGAAUCCAAAGAUUUAGAGAUCCCUGCCAUGGUGUUGGCCAGUCCUACACCAUCGCCAACGUACUCCGCAUUUCAACUUGGUAAGAUCACCGAAGGCAGUGAUAACGGUAUUUAUCUUGGUGAAGAGCCGAAGAAGACUGCUGAUUCAUCCUACGAUGAACUAAGUGGAAUAUACAUCGGUGAGGAUAAGACAGCGAGUAAGAAAGUAGGCAAGGAGGAGAAGUCAGAGCCUGGUGGGAUACUGGCACGUUGGUACGCGGAUGCAGAGAGGCGCCGAAAAAUCGCGACUCGCGAAAGUGGACUCUACGACGAUGCGAGUGGAGUGUAUAUUGGGAACGAAAGAGCGCCUCAGAAAUCAUUACUCGAUCAAGAGAAUUUUGUCCCUGGUGGGAUCAUGGCAAAGCUGUACCAGGACGCUGGCCUUGGUAAGCCAAAAGAUUCAAAACACAGGAGGAAUCUUAGCGAGGGGAACUUUAGCUCCAGCACGGGGGUCUUGAAUGAAGCUGGUAAUGAAAUGGAUGCUAAAAGAAGGACUUACUCUAAUGUGGACCACACUGAACCAUUGAAUGUGGAGUUCAGUGGAAGUGGUAUGCCGAAGAUACAGAGGCAAAUGUCAGGAAUAAUGAUGAAGCACGUUCAUUCUUCGAGCGCCACAAGCGAAGACUCCUUGGGCAACGACAACAGAGAAGCCAAAGAAGGAAGCGACUCAAACCUCGAGACUCGAAACAGAUACGACAGCAGUUGUUCCGAGCUGACUGUCCCCAUAGGUCAUGGACGGACAGACAGUAACGUCAGUAGCAUCAGCGAAAACAGCAUCGACUACCAAGAUACGUCAUCCAUGGACCCCAGCUACGGAAGUAUCGGAGACUUUUACGAAUCACCCAAGGCCGAAAACCGGUUUAAAACAAGGGCUAUGGAUGAUCACCGGCUUAUCAACCCGCCACCACUCAGGCUGACCGCACGCAUGAGUAAUGACUCUGUACACACCGAAGAAGGAAAGUUAUCGCUUGAUAACGACCCAAGACGUGCGAUCCUCACCAGGCAGAGAAGCAUCAGCAUGACCGAGAAAAAACGCACGAAGUCGCCAACCCUUGCUCUCAUAGCAGAAAACAGAAGCUCCAGUUUUCAUGGAAGUACAGAGUUUAGUAAGAUAACUUCGUCGAAGCGCUCUACAAGUGGCAUGCAAUCCUCAGAAAAUUCCACAGGGAUGGACGAUGGGCUGAGUAGCACGAGUUCUAACAGUCUAGCUGAAGUGAAGAUCCUGAGUGACAAGACUAUUGUCUUUCGUACAGGGGUCGAAAAAGACAGGUCGCUGAGUUUUGAUAGUGCGCAAGUAAGUGAUCUCAGAAGGGAUCGACUUCUUGUGAGCUCUCAAGUCAGCGAACCUGAGAUGGAAAGCGGCUCUCUCAAAACGCGCAGUCGCACAAGUUCUUGCGAGAAGGCAGAACUUGCGCGUAGACUUGGACUGAAGAGUGGAGACAUUUCGCAGAGGUCUUUUGGACGGUCCAGAAGUACAAGCAGCGGCUAUGGAUCCGAAAUCUAUCAACGCAAGAAAAUCAUUAAUAAGAAUAGCCUAUUGGGUGAUACUGAACAUGUUACCGUCUCCGGGGACUCGAACAAGAAUGCGCGCUCGCUCUCAGAUGUUGGAAAGUACACGACUAUGCGGGAUGCUUCUGGAUACGUGGCUCUUAGCACACUACGUCGACAAUACAGCUUAAAUAAAGAAGCACUGGCCCCUGCAAGCAGUUAUAACCGACCUCUGUAUACUGCAGGGCCAGCCGUAACAGAUUCAACAGGUUUGACCGCACGAGAAAGUUUGAGUAGUUCUACAAGCAGUUACGAAUUCAGACAACUCGCCAGUUCUAUGGCUAGUUCAUCUGUUGGUAGAGAGUUCUUGGGCUUGUGUCUCCCGUUGAAUUUAAGCUCAUUCUUUCAGGUUGAGCAGUACGACUACCAGGGAUCAUGGGCGGAUCAUUUCAUAUCGGAUCCCACAACAAUAGGAGUCACAAACAACCCUGAAGAACCAGAUGGAAUCUCCGACGAACACGAGCCUUCGCGCUGUCUAGGGUGCAUGUAUUCAAAGCGCACUAAGUCAAUGAGUGAGAGAAGAAGAUCCAUGGACUCCAUGACUGAUCCAGACAGGAUCUCUUACAGGAGUGUGGCAGACGAAGACUUGUCUGGUGAUAGUUCUUCUACUAGUUUUGCCAGUAGUGUGACCUACUUGGGGCAAGAGAACGAAGAAGAAGCAGGAUCGAAGAACUUGGAUGAGUCUUCGCCUAGAGGGAGAGUGCUUAUUCGAAAGACGGUGCUGAGUCUUGUCGUAAAGCUGAGCAGCGCUGUUGGAUCGAAGUCUCACCAGGAGGGGCUGUUGCAGUUGAAAAGUCGUUUUCCUCACAUCUUCCAAGAUCUUUGCAUGUUCUGUGAAGUAGUAGACUUAAUGAGCGUCUACCAAUUUCGUCUGUUUAUACGAAGGUUCUUAAUACACACUCUUUUUAACGAUGUACUUUUUACUGAGAUCCAUGAACGUGCUGAUGCUAUUGCUUACGGCGGCGUAGCAGCGACGAGUGCAUCUACUUGCUAGAUAAAGGUCAUUUGGUUAAAAAACCUCCUCGCUUAGCUAAAAUAACUCUGUAAAUGGUAGUCUCAAGCAAAAAGUC